Molecule: messenger RNA, 6193 nt
Organism: Aphis gossypii (cotton aphid)
Lineage: Eukaryota; Metazoa; Arthropoda; Insecta; Hemiptera; Aphididae
Product: ras-responsive element-binding protein 1-like
Biological process (GO): regulation of transcription by RNA polymerase II
Cellular component (GO): nucleus
Molecular function (GO): DNA-binding transcription activator activity, RNA polymerase II-specific; RNA polymerase II cis-regulatory region sequence-specific DNA binding
Source: RefSeq, a predicted model, not a curated record
GACCGUCGCCGCCGCUGCCGCAGUGCUGCUGCUGUGUCCGACCGCCGCAGUGGAGUUUGCUCCGAACGGACCGUGACCAUCGCGCCUGCGUCCACACACGUACCACAUACGCACACGCGCACCAGUCGUCUCGCGCGCGCACAAGACGUCCGCCGUCACCUCUCCGACCGAGAAGACGACGACGACACACACGUUCGCCACGUACGACCGACGACGCUCGCAUCCGCCAACCGUCGUCCAUGAAGAUACGCGACCGCUGCUACGAAGCCGCCACCCGAGAGGAUCUCUAAGCCUCGCGCAUCACACACAGGUUUGAAAUGUCCUCAGAAAUGUUGCGUGUAGAUAAUCUGCGACAACGGUUAUUCUGCAAUUCCGUGUUGGAUACAAAAAGGGAGAGCCGGUGUCCCGUGUGCAACGCCAUGUUUUCGACUACUUACAGUAUGCGUCUGCACUUACAGACCGUCCACAUGGACUUAAAACCACAAAACCUCACCGCCAAAACGUUUUACCGCGAGUUUAACAACAACAACAGCAUAAAUAACAAUAAUAAUAAUAACAGUAGUAACAACAACAACAACACAGCCUUCACCGCCAAGUCACCGGCUAAAACGACGUCGUUCAACAACAGUCCCGAACGCGCGCACGUCACGCCUGUCAAGUCUUCGUACAACGGUGACUCGACAUGUAGCACAGAUUUUAGCGACGGAUAUCCGUCGGACAAGGACUCGUAUUUUGGUAGCUCGCCCAAGGAUGAGAUCCCUCUGUCAGUUGCAGGUGGUGGUUUCAUGUCACACUCGCCGGCCAACAAGAGAAGUAGCAAUGGCCACAUGAAAGCCAAGCGCACGUACGCGUGCAGGUUGUGCUCGACCGUUUUUGGAAAUCUACGAGCGCUUAAAGGCCACAACUCGUCCAGCCACAACAAAUCCACCAACGGGAUGUACGCGUGCAAUAUAUGUGAGUUUGCCAGCACUGAAAAGGCGUCACUAAACCACCACAUGAAGGGCCAUACGGGCGAGACGCCGUACGUGUGCAAAAAAUGUUCUUACGCGUUCACCACGAAGGCCAACUGCGAACGACACUUACGCACCAUACAUAAGGCGUCCAACGCCGAGGUAAAGGCGUCGAUAUUGUUCAAAAAUGAGGAGAAAUCGACCGGAUCAGUUCAGUCAGCCAACGACGAACCAGCUGCCGACAAGAGCGAAGAACUGUUACACCAUCUGCGCCUGCAACACCACAACCAGACGACAACGGACUAUUCCCAGUACGAAUCGUCAGGCCAAAAGAGCUCGGAGGACGGAGACGAAUACGACGAGCCACUGGACCUUAGCAUGAAACGUUUUAAACAGGACUUCGACAGCGAACCACAGGAUUUGUCAAUCAAUAGUAAAAGGUCGUCGUCGUCGUCGUCUUUUGUAGCCGCCGCCACCGCCGGUGACCACACAGACGAGGAGGACGGCAAUAAAUCGACUGCGAAUAUGGCGUUCCGCGAGCAAUUCGUGCCGCACGCCCCGCCCGGCUUCAUGGACCUACCGUUACCCACUCCUUUGCACGCGUAUUUUCUCAACGAGCAUCGUAUGUUCUUUAACGGUAUGUACCCGUCCGCGGAACGGAUGCUACCCAUACCACUCACCGUCGACAUGAUCCGCGCAAUGCGGCAGAUGAACGAUCCGGUAUCGGCCCCGGCCCAAGAACCGACCAACCCCGUUGUCCCACCGAAACCUGACACACCCGAGCCUGCGACCGUAACACCCGCACCACCUGCUACGCCAUCCGUGGACGUUGCGCAAAAGCCAAAGGACGCCAACGGGUUACGGUUGGUGAUGAAAAACGGCAUUCUAGUGCCCAAACAAAGGCGGUUCAGGACGGACAGGCCACAUGUCUGCGAGACGUGCAAACGGGCAUUCACAUUAAAGUCAAACCGCGAUCGGCACGUCAAAAACCAACAUCCGACUGAUUGGCACAAAAAACCGAGGUCGUUGUCCUCCAAGUCGGAACCGCAGUUCUCGACAGUCAAACAAGAACAACAGGACACUUCGCCGAUUUCGGAUCAAGUGAAAAUGGCUUUGUCACUGAAAUGUCGGCCUACAGAACAGCUGUUACGGACCGAAGACGAAGUGGACGAUGACGAAGAAGAUGACGACAUAGUGGAGGAGGAGGACAAACUCGUCAUUGUGGAAGACGGUGGAGAGCACAAUAAGCCCGCCGAAGUCAAGGAAAAGAGCGCCGAGGUCAAAGAGGAGUCCGCCGAUCUGGUCAGCGUAUCCAGAUUGUUGGACAAUGCUUCGCACCAGACUUUUCCACAGUUCACCAGAUCUGACGAGGACCAUAACGAGGUGACCAGCAGUGAAGAAGAGCACAGCGAGGCUGCUAGCUAUUCAGAAAAUGACGGUUCCAGUAUUAACGCGGUGAACAACAACAUCGACAUAAAUUUCAACACAGACAAGGAUGAGAACCGGGAAAAGCGGAAGAAAGUCAGUGCAUACGCUGCCGCGCCCAACAGAGUGUUGUGCCCGUUCUGUUACCUUUCGUUCCCGUGGACUUCGUCAUUAAAACGGCAUAUCCGUACGCACACGGGCGAAAAGCCGUACCAAUGCAAACACUGUCCGCUGUCGUUCUCGACAAAAUCUAACCGUGACCGGCAUAUCCUGCGUCUGCACUGUACACCACCUAGCAAGUCGGCUGCUUCAUCCGACAACGAAACAACCGCCGCGGCGCCUGCCGACUCUAAGAACGCGUACAAGUGUACUUCGUGCCCAAAUGUUGCGUUUUCCAAGCGCAAGAACUUGAUCAGCCACAUAAAUCGGGUGCACUUCGAUAAGAACAGCAGUGGCGGUGCGGGAGAAGACGACGAACGAGGUGGCGACGGUACUGAAGACGACGGCGGCGAAUCGGAACGUGACUACUCGACCAUGUCCAUGUUCAACGGAUGGUGCGGCAAUAACUCGGCCGCGGCGACCACCACGGCCAGCACCACCACCACAUCCACAGCCGCCACCACCCCGUCCAACUCGGUCACCGGAUCAGAACCGUGUUUCAAGUGUCACCUGUGCGACAGCAGCUACCUGGACAGACAGGGCGCUUUGGACCAUAUCCGGAUCGACCACGCCGAAUGUUACGAAAUAUUGGUGUCUCAGGGGGCCAUGGACAACGACCACGACUCGUCGGCUGUCAAACAAGACGACGUGGAAAACAGAAAGGUCCUGUGCGCUUUCUGUCUGCACCGUUUCUACUCCGCCGAGGACCUGCGCCGGCACAUGCGCACCCACACCAAGGAACAGCCGUUCGCGUGCAUGUCGUGCAAGCGUCGGUUCACGCUCAAGCACAGCAUGGUCCGACACAUAGCUAAAAAACACGGCGGCUGCCAAGACCAACAGUACGGGGGCGGCGGCGCCGGAGGGGGCAGUGACCACGAACGGAGGUCCGCCAGCCCUCCGAACACACCCCCGCCGACAGGGGGCGGCCCGGUCGCCGGUUACGAGGACUGCUGCAGCAACCGGACGGACACGGUGAUCGGCACGCUGCUCGGCAUCCGCGACAGCACCGUCAUCGAUCAGGUGUUGCAGACAAAGUCGCCCGAAGACGCGGCUAAAAUGUUGGGAAUCAAAAGCAGCAGCGACUAGAGAUCGACAGCGCCCGCGCACUAGGCCGUGUAGCCGGGUCCGAUCCGCUUGUACGAUAAUUUUGUCAAUAAUUUUACACACAUAUAUUGUUAUGACUACAAACCAUAUAUACCUUAUGCCUAGACAGACAGAGAGAGAGAGAAAGCGUGUCGUCGGCAGACGACUCAUUUAUAUAAAAUAGUGUUAAGUAUUAUAUUAUAUUAUUAUUAUUAAAAUUAUGUUUAUUAUAAAUUAUAUUAUAAGAAAAUACGCGUUUUGCAGUAUAUCAUUGUACUUAACAAUCGUGUUAUUGGCUGACCGUUGUUGCCUUAUUAAAUUUUAGUCGAUAUCAUUGUAGACUGGCCGUCGAGCGUCUGCAAUAAUAUCAUUAUUAUUAUUAUUAUUAUUAAUAUUAUAAUUAUAUUCUAAGAACGCAAAUUGUACUUAAAACUGUUAACCACUUAAACGGUUACGGUUCCGUUGUGUGUCUUUAGCGUAGUUGUAGUGUUAUAUAGGUAAGUUUUAAUAUUUUAAAAUAUAUAGUUAUAGUAUCGUCGGUGGUGUAGAAGACGAAACGGACAGAGUCGGUAUCGAAAAACAAAAAGAAACUAAUGCAAUUUUUACUUUUCGAUACCGACUCUGUCAUCAAAGUCGUCGUUUUUUAUGUCUAUAACAAAUAUAAUCUUCCCCCUAAGGGAAAACAGCAAUGUCGACUGUAUAAACAAAAAAAUGCCUAAUAUCGAUUGAAUUUUUUUCACCAUUAUAUUUACGUCAACCAUGCACCACCGCGUUAACGGUAGUUUUAUUUUAUUUUUCAUUACUUAAUUUUCUUUCUUUCGUUUUUUAUUUGUUCCUCUUUCGGUACGCGUGCUCACGAACGUCUCGAAUUCUCGUUUUCUCUCUCACCAAAUUUCGAGUAAACGCGCAUUCGACGUUCGCGGAUUUAAAGGAUUUUUUUUCCGAAUACGAUUUUCGUCUCUUACAGGAAUUCCUGCAACGGUCGCAAAUAUUAUUCGGCAAAAAAAUCUUUCGACUUGUGCCGUACUUAUUCUCUCGCCGUAUGCAAUUUCGAUCGUGUCAUACUGAAGUCGGUCGCCCGAUUGACGCGCAACCAAACGUACACGCGCGCGUGCCUUCGGCAUUUUCCAGAGCUUGUUCGACGAAGACUAACGUCUAUAUCCCGGAGAAUAAAAUCUGAAUUAAUAAUAACCUGUACAGACACCCUCCCCUAUAUUAUACAUAAUUUCGGUUUGCUUAGUUUUAAGUGUGUUACUACAAUAUUUUUAUUUUGUAUUUUACGUUUUUUAACUCACCAGGGGGGGGGCGCACGCAGUUUCAUCGAUUUGACAUUUGUAAAUCUGACGUGACUGCACUAAAUUCAUACUUACUCUAACAUUUCUGUAAAACUAAUUCAUAAAAUAUCUUUAUAUAAAAUAAUGACUAUACCAACAGUAAUAUUAUUAUUACUACGUAUAAACGGGGUUGUUAUCCUAUAGCUGACCUUAAUGUAUAAUAUGAUUUAUUGAAUUAUAGACUUCUAGAAAUGUUUAAUUAUGUAUUAGUAAUAGUAGAUUUUAACAUUUACAUAUACGUUUGUAUUUGUACAUGUGUGUGUGUGUGUGUGUGUAUGUUUGUGUGUGUGUGAAUGUAUGCCAUGUACUAUAUUAUAUAUAUUAUAAAGCACUGUUUUAUUAAUUAUUAUUAUUAUUAUUCGUCAAUUUUGGGCUGCACUAUUAUUAUUAAUUAUCAGUUUAAAAAAAAAAAAAAAAAACUUUAAAUAAAGAAGAAAAAAUAUUAAUAAUUUAAAAAAAAUUCUAGUCGAGCGAAGGUGUAUUUUAAUGAAAUUAAUUAAUAUAAUAAUAGUGUAAAAAUGUUAUGUACUGAGCCCUCUACGUUAUUUAGCCAUAAUAAUAUCUAAUAACAGACGUGGUUAGUUAUAAAUUUUUAGUUGUGUAAGGCACAUCCCUUUUCUUCCUCUCUGUACAUUCCUCUUUGUUCCAAAACAAUCAUAAUAUUAUUAUAAAGGUUUAUAAUUUUUUAACCAACAAUUAUUAUUUACCUAUAUAUAGAAACAUUUUUUUUUCUAGACUGUAAACAUUUUUUUUAUCUCAUUUUUAUUUUAUGUAUAUAGCUGCAUAAUAUAUUUAUAAUAUAACGUGUGUAGUAAGUUGGCAUAUUUUAUCUUUUUUUUUUUUUUGUGGUUAUUAUUUUAUGCAAGUGAUACUAGUCGUUAUACAUAUUGGUUAAAGUUUGUCCCAUUAUUAUUAUUAUUAUUAUUAUUAUUAUAUACCAUUAUUACAAUCGCCAACAUUAUUUUAUUUAUAUAGACUAAACGCGAAUGUAUACCUUAAUUAUAAUUUCUGAAAUUGUAUAGUUAUAUAGACAGUGCUGAAGCAAUAUUAAUCAUUAUCUGUAUUUAAAUAAAUUUAUUAUACUAUUUAUCUCGUAGUUCUAUUGUGUGUUUGAACUCCGGUUAUAAUAAUAAUAAGCAAAAAAGCAAUAAUUUAAAAAGAAAUCGUAUAUGAUAUUGUAUUUAUUAUUAAUUUAUAAAAGUUUGUUUUUGAAAAGUAAAAUAAACUUCAGUGUGAGUGAAA